AUGCAGGAUAAUUUGAAGAAUUUUUUUUAUAUAAUUUUAAACAGAUUCUUUUCUUAUUUUCCUUUAUUUCCAAUUUAUUUCCUUUUUUACGCUUUCAAUGUAACUGACGUUUUUCAUAUCUAUCUAUCUAUCUAUCUAUCUAUCUAUCUAUCUAUCUAUCUAUCUAUCUAUCUAUCCCUGACUGUUCGUAUCUAUCUAUCUAUCUAUCUAUCUAUCUAUCUAUCUAUCUAUCUAUCCUAUGUCUGUUCAUUAUAUCUAUCUAUCUAUCUAUCUAUCUAUCUAUCUAUCUAUCUAUCUAUCUAUCUAUCCUAUGUCUGUUCAUUAUAUCUAUCUAUCUAUCUAUCUAUCUAUCUAUCUAUCUAUCUAUCUAUCUAUCUAUCUAUGUCUGUUCAUUAUCUAUCUAUGUCUAUCUAUCUAUCCUAUGUCUGUUCAUUAUCUAUCUAUCUAUCUAUCUAUCUAUCUAUCUAUCUAUCUAUCUAUCUAUCUAUCUAUCUAUCCCUGACUGUUCGUAUCUAUCUAUCUAUCUAUCUAUCUAUCUAUCUAUCUAUCUAUCUAUCUAUCUAUCCUAUGUCUGUUCAUUAUAUCUAUCUAUCUAUCUAUCUAUCUAUCUAUCCUAUGUCUGUUCAUUAUAUCUAUCUAUCUAUCUAUCUAUCUAUCUAUCUAUCUAUCUAUCUAUCCUAUGUCUGUUCAUUAUCUAUCUAUCUAUCUAUCUAUCUAUCCUAUGUCUGUUCAUUAUAUCUAUCUAUCUAUCUAUCUAUCUAUCUAUCUAUCCUAUGUCUGUUCAUUAUAUCUAUCUAUCUAUCUAUCUAUCUAUCUAUCUAUCUAUCUAUCCCAUGUCUGUUCAUUAUCUAUCUAUCUAUCUAUCUAUCUAUCUAUCUAUCUAUCUAUCUAUCUAUCUAUGAUGAAUCUGAAUCUGUUUUCGCUAAAUACUGCUUUUUCUUCUCUGGUAUCUCUCUCUCUUUUCACCCCCCAUCUCUCUCUCCACCCCCCAUCUCUCUCUCUCUCUCGCCUUCUCUUUCUCUCUUCUUCUCUCUUUAUCUUUUUUCUCUUCAUAUCUAUCUAUCUAUCUAUCUAUCUAUCUAUCUAUCUAUCUAUCAGUAUAUUCGUAUCUACAAAUCUAUCCUGGGCAGUUCAUAUCUAUAUAUGUUUGCUUUUUCUAUCUAUCUAUCUAUCUAUCUAUCUAUCUAUCUAUCUAUCUAUCCCAGUCUCUUCCAUAUCUAUCUAUCUAUGUAUAUUCGUAUCUACAAAUCUACCCUGGGCAGUUCAUGUCUAUAUAUGUUUGCUUUUUCUUUCUAUCUAUCUAUCUAUCUAUCUAUCUAUCUAUCUAUCUAUCAGUAUAUUCGUAUCUACAAAUCUAUCCUGGGCAGUUCAUAUCUAUAUAUGUUUGCUUUUUCUAUCUAUCUAUCUAUCUAUCCCAGUCUCUUCCAUAUCUAUCUAUCUAUGUAUAUUCGUAUCUACAAAUCUACCCUGGGCAGUUCAUGUCUAUAUAUGUUUGCUUUUUCUAUCUAUCUAUCUAUCUAUCUAUCUAUCUAUCUAUCUAUCUAUCUAUCUAUCUAUCUAUCUAUCUAUCCCAGUCUCUUCCAUAUCUAUCUAUCUAUCUAUCUAUCUAUCUAUCUUCGUAUCUACAAAUCUACCCUGGGCAGUUCAUGUCUAUAUAUGUUUGCUUUUUCUUUCUAUCUAUCUAUCUAUCUAUCUAUCUAUCUAUCUAUCUAUCUAUCUAUCUAUCUAUCUAUAUUCGUAUCUACAAAUCUACCCUGGGCAGUUCAUGUCUAUAUAUGUUUGGUUUUUCUAUCUAUCUAUCUAUCUAUCUAUCUAUCUAUCUAUCUAUCUAUCCCAGUCUCUUCCAUAUCCCAUCUAUCUCCAUUAUCUAUCUAUCUAUCUAUCUAUCUAUCUAUCUAUCUAUCUAUCUAUCUAUCUAUAUUCGUAUCUACAAAUCUACCCUGGGCAGUUCAUGUCUAUAUAUGUUUGCUUUUUCUUUCUAUCUAUCUAUCUAUCUAUCUAUCUAUCUAUCUAUCUAUCAGUAUAUUCGUAUCUACAAAUCUAUCCUGGGCAGUUCAUAUCUAUAUAUGUUUGCUUUUUCUAUCUAUCUAUCUAUCUAUCUAUCUAUCUAUCCCAGUCUCUUCCAUAUCUAUCUAUCUAUGUAUAUUCGUAUCUACAAAUCUACCCUGGGCAGUUCAUGUCUAUAUAUGUUUGCUUUUUCUAUCUAUCUAUCAAUCUAUCUAUCUAUCUAUCUAUCUAUCUAUCUAUCUAUCUAUCUAUCUAUCUAUCUAUCUAUCCCAGUCUCUUCCAUAUCUAUCUAUCUAUCUAUCUAUCUAUCUAUCUAUCUAUCUAUCUAUCUAUCUAUCUUCGUAUCUACAAAUCUACCCUGGGCAGUUCAUGUCUAUAUAUGUUUGCUUUUUCUUUCUAUCUAUCUAUCUAUCUAUCUAUUUAUCUAUCUAUCUAUCUAUCUAUCUAUCUAUCUAUCUAUCUAUCUAUAUUCGUAUCUACAAAUCUACCCUGGUCAGUUCAUGUCUAUAUAUGUUUGGUUUUUCUAUCUAUCUAUCUAUCUAUCUAUCUAUCUAUCUAUCUAUCUAUCUAUCUAUCCCAGUCUCUUCCAUAUCUAUCUAUCUAUCUAUCUAUCUAUCUAUCUAUCUAUCUAUCUAUCUAUCUAUAUUCGUAGCUACAAAUCUACCCUGGGCAGUUCAUGUCUAUAUAUGUUUGUUUUUUCUUUCUAUCUAUCUAUCUAUCUAUCUAUCUAUCUAUCUAUCUAUCUAUCUAUCUAUCUAUAUUCGUAUCUACAAAUCUACCCUGGGCAGUUCAUGUCUAUACAUGUUUGGUUUUUCUAUCUAUCUAUCUAUCUAUCUAUCUAUCUAUCACAGUCGUAUCUAUGUAUCUACCAAGUUCUUUUCAUGUCUAUCUAUGUAUCUUUUUUAUUUUUUUUUUUAA
Messenger RNA from Acanthosepion pharaonis, 2925 nucleotides. Lineage: Eukaryota; Metazoa; Mollusca; Cephalopoda; Sepiida; Sepiidae. The record is from the annotation of a GenBank genome assembly.